AUGGAAUCUUUACCAUCAACUAGUUCUUGUGGACCUUCCUCAGUUCAAGAACCAUCAACUAGUGCAAGUUCAACAGAAAAUUCUCAGAAGAAACCCGGUAAACCAAACUACAUACUGUGGAAUACACUCUUUGGACACAGAAGAGCUGUAUCCGCAGUAAAAUUUAGUCCUGAUGGAAAGUGGCUCGUUAGUUCAUCUGCCGAUAAAACCAUGAUAAUUUGGGAAGCUUAUACUGGAAGUUGUAAAAAAAUAAUUCAAGGACAUUGCUUCGGAAUUUCAGACGUAGCAUGGUCUAGUGAUAGUAAGCGAUUAGUUUCUGCAUCCGAUGAUAAAACUUUGAAAAUGUGGAGACUCAGUACGUCUAAAUGUUUAAAAACUUUUGAAGGUCAUCUGCAUGUCGUUUUUUGCUGUAAUUUCAAUCCUCAAGGUGACCGUAUUGUUUCCGGCUCAUUUGAUACAACUGUCAAAAUUUGGAAUGUUAAAACAGGGAAGUGUAUGAAAACAUUACAUGCUCACGCUGACCCUGUAACCGCUGUUGAAUAUAACGGAAAUGGAAACUUCAUUAUAUCUAGCAGCUAUGAUGGAGUAUGCCGUUUAUGGGAUGCCGCAACUGGAAACAAUUUACAAACUCUUGUUGACAGGGAUGAAGAUGAUAUUCAAAUACCGAUAUCAUUUGUUAAGUUUUCUCCUAAUUCGAGAUUUAUUCUUGCCACAAACUUGAACAGUACUAUUAAGUUGUGGGAUUAUGCCAGAAUGACAUCUCAGAAAACUUAUACAGGUCAUACUAAUGAGAAAUACUGCAUAUUCGCUAAUAUUUCAGUCACAGGCGAGAAGUUGAUUGUUUCCGGGUCAGAAGAUAAAUUUGUUUACAUUUGGAAUUUACACACACAAGAAAUUGUUCAAAAGCUUGAAGGACAUACAGAUGUGAAUGACAAACAGAUGAAAGAAAAUUAUUUUUUUUAUGAUAUUUCUACGAAGCGACCCAACUAUUAUUUGCUUUUCUGCGAUUUGAGUUUAGUUUUAAGUGGAUCAAAUUAUAUUUACGUAACUGAACUAAAAAAAGUUUAUAAAUUACAUUAA
Molecule: messenger RNA, 1080 nt
Organism: Cotesia congregata
Lineage: Eukaryota; Metazoa; Arthropoda; Insecta; Hymenoptera; Braconidae
Source: the annotation of a GenBank genome assembly